ACUCCGCGACCCUCAAGGGUUGUUGUUUCUUUCCCCCCUUGCGCUAUUUGUUUUGCACUCCCGGUGCGCACAAGGACUUCUAAAUGAUCCAACGCGGUCCUCCAAGAGGGGGCUCUCGGGUCUUGGACCGUCUUUUCUUUUCGGUCGGGGGGCGGUUGAGAUCCGCUACAGCAGAGAGGACGCUGGAUCCCGAGGGCAGCUUGUGGCACUGAAAUCCCCGCGAUGGAGUGAUCCCCCGCUGCAGGAACUUUGCCGAACUUGUUGAGAACUUUUUCCUUCUGCGUCUAUUUUUGUUUUGUUUUGUUGUGUGCACUCCAUGAGGAGUUUCUAUUUGAUCCCCAUCACCACCCACCGGCCCGAUCAUGUAUGGAUAGCGGGAGGUUUCUCGCUCAGGAAUCCGGCUCAAAUGGAUCAUUGCUGACGGGUUUUAUGGAGCCGGGAAUACACCGCGCAGUGGCAGCCUGUUGAACGCCCCCCCCCCCCACACACACACACACACAGACACACACCAUCGGCCCCGGAAUAAAAAGCGACGAAGAAAGUUAUUAUUUGUUGUUGUUGUUGUCACACAUGACACUGUGGUGAGUUGCGCCCGUUUCUCCUCACCGCAGCCAGAAUAAUGGCGAGCUCCGGCGCAGCGGUACGCGCCGCGCUGCUGCCCCUCGGCUGCGCGCUGCUGCUCCUCGGCUGCCUCGCCGCGGCCUCGCCGCCCCACGGCCGGCGGCUGAUCUGCUGGCAAGCCAUCAUGAACUGCCAGGCUGAGCCCGAGUGCAACUACGCGUACGAGCACUACGCGCGCGCGUGCGGCCCCGUGCUCAACGGCGAGCGGAGGAAGUGCCCGAGUCACUGCAUCUCGUCGCUCGUGCAGCUCAACCUGACAAGGAACGGGCCGGCGCUGGAGGACUGCAGCUGCGCCCACGACCCGGUGUGCACGGGCACCAAGCGGGCCAUCGAGCCCUGCCUGCCGCGGACCACCAGCACCGGCUGCACGGAGGCCCGGCGGCAGUGCGAGCGCGACGGCCCGUGCAACUCAGCAAUGCACGACUACCUGAAGCACUGCGGGAAGCUGUUCAGCGGCGCGAUCUGCACCAACGCCUGCCGCGGCGUGAUCGCGAACAUGCGUAAGAUCCCCAAAGGCCAGCAGCUGGACGCGUGCAUGUGCGACGGCACGGAGCGGGCCAUCUGCGAGUUCGUGAAGAGCAGCAUGAAGGCGCUGUGCUUCGACUCGCCCGCGCGGGGCCACGAGGAGGAGGAAGGGGGCAGCGGGCACUGCGACGAGGACCUGGAGGAUCUGGAGGACCCGGAGGACCUGGAGGAGCCAGAGAGCGGAGCCUCUCCUCCAGCGACCCGCUGCCCUUUGACCCUGCUGGCAUCCAUGUUUGCUCUAUUUGCUGUCAUUUAAUCCGCCGUCUCUUUUUUUAUUCUGGUCCGGAUAAAGACAAAAACUGUUGUCACUCUUUGACCACGCUGCGAGUGUUGGAAGAUCGAGACCCU
This is a messenger RNA of Cyclopterus lumpus (lumpfish), 1494 nucleotides long. RefSeq names its product growth arrest-specific 1a (gene gas1a). Gene Ontology annotation, biological process: regulation of cell cycle. Bases 620 to 1402 code for a protein of 260 amino acids. The record is from RefSeq and is a predicted model, not a curated record. Lineage: Eukaryota; Metazoa; Chordata; Actinopteri; Perciformes; Cyclopteridae. The transcript has a single exon.